AAAAACCAUGGGCGAGAACACAACGACUCGUGUGGAAACGCUACAUGCGUUUUGAAAUGGUCACGGGCCAUUGAAAUCGACCAAAUAAAAGUGAGACUGUGAGAGGCGAGAGUGCCGCCGGACUUCAACAACUACAACCUGUCCGAUUGGCAACUCCUUCGGAUCCGCCAUGGCUUCUGCGAUGAGAAUCGUUAUUGGUCUACUUACACUUGUCACUAUCGGAAUGAUUGCCGGAUCUUUGCUUCAAUUGGCAUUUAUUCGGAAUUUGGAAGAUUCAUAUGGCACUACAUUUCCUUCAUUAAGAAGAACACUUGGGAGUAAUCAGUUGCCUACAGCUGUAUCAGGUUGGGGGAAUGACAAAGAAGCUGCAAUUUUACGCAUUGGAUACGUCAAACCUGAAAUCAUUAGCUGGUCCCCACGAAUCAUUGUGUUCCAUAACUUUUUAAGCUCAGAGGAAUGUGAUUAUCUUAGAGCAUUAGCCAAGCCUCGUCUUCAGGUCUCAACUGUUGUGGAUGCAAAAACCGGAAAGGGAAUCAAGAGUAAUGUGAGGACUAGCUCUGGCAUGUUUUUGAACCAUGAAGAAAGGAAGUAUCCAAUGAUAAAGGCAAUUGAGAAACGGAUUUCUACAUAUUCUCAAGUUCCAGUUGAAAAUGGAGAGCUGAUUCAAGUGUUGAGGUAUGAACCAAAUCAGUUCUACAGACCCCACCAUGACUACUUCUCUGAUACGUUCAACUUAAAGCGUGGUGGUCAAAGGGUGGCGACAAUGUUGAUGUAUUUAACUGAUAAUGUUGAAGGAGGAGAAACUUUAUUUCCAAUGGCUGGCUCAGGUGAAUGCAGCUGUGGUGGAAAAAUGGUGAAGGGACUUUGUGUUAAACCGAAUAAAGGAGAUGCUGUCCUUUUCUGGAGCAUGGGACUUGAUGGGCAAUCGGACCCUGAUAGCAUUCAUGGUGGUUGUGAGGUCCUCGCAGGAGAAAAAUGGUCAGCAACAAAAUGGAUGAGACAGAGACACACUACUUGAAUUUAAAAAGUAAAAGUUAAAAGUACUUACAAAGUAUAGCAUCAAAAUUCUAAAUUAUCAAACUAUGUAUUAAAUUUAGUGUUAAAAUCAGACAAUUAAGGGAAGUUAUAUAUAUCACUUUUAUAAUUACAAAAUUCCCAUAAAAUAAUGGACCCGUAGGCUGUCAAAGUAAGGGAAAUUGGAUGACGAAUGAAUGGUAUAACAUUUUAAUCGAAUGAGUCAUGCUAAUGCUUGGUUGGUUUGUAAUUGUAGGAAUGGAAAUUCAUAUCAAUGUUUUAUAAUACUUUUAAAUCUACUCUCUGUAUUAUUCAGUUAUAUAUAAAAAAAAUAGACAUAAUUAAAGUUGGUUAAGACCCAAAUCAAAUUAUAACUAAAAAUGUUUUUCUCUAGUUAUUUUUAGAAAGUAGUGGUGUAAUAUGAUUGAACUUGUGGAAUCCUUUGAAUAGUUUUGGG
This is a messenger RNA of Lactuca saligna, 1471 nucleotides long. The record is from the annotation of a GenBank genome assembly. NCBI's taxonomy places the organism in Eukaryota, Viridiplantae, Streptophyta, Magnoliopsida, Asterales, Asteraceae.